Equus caballus (horse) is the source of this 2380-nucleotide messenger RNA. RefSeq lists its product as uncharacterized. NCBI's taxonomy places the organism in Eukaryota, Metazoa, Chordata, Mammalia, Perissodactyla, Equidae. The record is from RefSeq and is a predicted model, not a curated record.
CCCCUGGGGUCUCCAGGCUCCCCUGGGGCAGUGGACCCAGAAUGAGGUUUCCCUGACGAGCCUGAGACAACAUGUUCCUCCUUCCCAGGACCUGGCCCGAAGGGAAGAGAGGGGCCAAGCUGAGCCUACCACCCAGAGGCCCUGUCAACUGCCAUCCAGGAGCCAAAGGGGGAGAAAGCUCACUCAGGGAGCCCCAGGGCCCUCAGGCCUGCCCUCUCAGAGCCUGCCCGAACCCCAAGAUCCUCCUGAGGGGCUAGGCUGGAGUCUGGGCCAGGAGAGAGCAGAACUUCAGAAACUGCUGAGGAUUGAGAUUCCUCAGAGUGAGAGAGAGGAGGACCCUCAGGAACAGAAAGAAGAGACCCCCCAGGGUCAGAAAGGGGAAGCGCCUCCGGGGGAGAACAAAGAAGUUCCUCGGAGUCAGAGAGAGAAGACACACCAGGGUCAGAGUGGGGAGCUGUCUCAGGUUCUGAGGGUGGAGGUCUCAGAGGGUCAGAGGUGGGAGGCCCCCCAGGGUGAGAACAAAGAGGCUUCUCAAGGUCAAAGAGGAAAUCACCCUAAGUGCCAGAGAAACGGGGCCCUUGUGGAGCCGACUAAGGAGACUCCUCAGGGCCGGGAAGCAAAGAUCCUUCAGUCUGCCGAGGACGGAGGCCUUACCUCACAAGGCUGGGAGGGGGCUCAGAGAAAGGCAUCCACACAACCCCGGGAGGAAGGCGACUCCCUGGGAGUUCCGGGGGACUUCUGCAGGUCCCUGGGGGAACAGAUGCCAAAGCCUGGGGAAAGGGAGAGGCCAGGCUCCCGGGGAAGGAGCGCCCAGCUGAUGCAGCGUAAGACCAACGGCCAGAGACCAGAGUCGGCACCGGCCGCGGGAGAGCAGAGGGCCGCCAGGGACGGGGCGCGGGCUCCCCUUCCAUCCCUGAGGCCCCCGGCCCGGCCGCUGCCCCCAGGCCCAGGAGCCGUGAUGCUAGCGGCCCCCGGCCCCGGGGGCCCUGAUCAGCAGGAGCGCGAUCCGCACGGGUUGCAGCACCCGGGAGGAGGCCGCGGCCCGGCGGCGCAGGAGCUGGGCGAGGCGAGGGGGCUGCCGGCGGGCGGCUGCGCGGGGCUGUCGGGCGCCCCUGGGGAGCGGAGGAGCGGCGAAGAGGCCCCCAAGGCCUCGAAGGCUGCGUGGCCCGCGCCCCCGGGCAGGGAGCAGGCGGCGGCGAGCGUGAGCGCCGCGCAGCAGGAGACUGCUCUGCAGCGCCUGCUGGAGCUGCACCGCGAGGCCCGGCGCCGGCGACGGCAGGACCGCGAGCAGCAGCACCUCCGGGUGCGUCCCCGGGCCGGGCGGGCCCGCUGGAAGCCGGGGCGCCGAGGGGCGGGCGACGGGCCGGCCACUGACCGCCGCCUCCCUCAGGUCCUGGAGCGCCUCCGCAUCGCCAGGAACCGCCACUGCCGGGUUCACCCGCUGGGGCCUCCACCCAGCCCGGCUCCGCUCCUGCCGCAGGCAAGACCUCCCGGGGGAAGGCGCUGGGGCCACAACCAGCUUGCCCCGGCGGGGGCGGGGCCGAGCUGGGGGCGACCCGGGUCCCUUUGAAGUGGGUGCCCCGCGCACCUGCUACGACACCUAAGGAGCGCAGGAGGGGCGGGUCUGCCCGGGUGCCGCCCCUUGGUGGCUCCAGCGAGCCGGGGGGCUGGGAGGUGAGGGCGCUCAGCGCCCGGCACCGCCCCAGGAGGACGCAGCGGGGCAGCGGCGCGCCCUUCGGGAGCAGCUGGAACAGGUGCACCGGGAGAGGACCGGGCGACUGCGGGCCCUCAGGGCCAGGAACACCCAGAACUUCCAGCAGCUACUGUGGUCCCCUGGCGCUGAGGAGCCUGCCCCUGGAGAGUCGCGCUCACCCUUCCCCGCCCCCUCUAGCCAUUGCUGAAUCCUCAAGGGGAUGAUUAAAGAGAUGGCGGUUAAGGAAAUAGCAAAAGGAAACCUGCAGGUCAGCAAGUGCCGUGGGUGGUGGUUUCAGAAAGGCCCAUAAUGCAGCCUCAGGGCCUGGGAGAGCCGCAGACACACAGACACACAGACACACACACAGCAGCUUCGCCCCACCAGGAGGCGUCGUAUUUCCUCUUCCCUCCCCUAAGCCCACUGUCUGGCCCAAGGUCAGAGGGCUAGGUCCCGGGGGUCAAGCAGUGCGAAGGCCCCGUUCUUGCGGAAGAAGGAUUCAAUGCGGCACGUCUUGCAGGAGACCAUUUCUUGCUUCACUGGGGGCCCUGGGAAAAGAUGUCAGAGGCCAGGAAUGGGUUCCUGGGAAAGGGAGCCCUGCCUGCAUAGCCCUAGGAAUCUGCCCAUGUUGUAUACUUUGUACAUGUAAAGAAAUAAAAAGUACUUCUGAGGAGUGGGGCUAUGAGAAAA